Penicillium egyptiacum is the source of this 1629-nucleotide messenger RNA. The record is from the annotation of a GenBank genome assembly. Lineage: Eukaryota; Fungi; Ascomycota; Eurotiomycetes; Eurotiales; Aspergillaceae.
AUGGCUUCCCUCCAUCUUUCCAGGAACACAUCAGAGACAGGCCAGCAUAUGAAGCUUGUCAAAGGUGACACCGAUGCUUCCGAAAUAUCGAGAUUCGAAAGCACCCGCUUGGAGGAGGAGCUUAUAACGGCACCUCUAUUCUCCCUCUCCGCUUGUGAGACUUUGGAUACCCACCGUCUGAAUAGCGAGCAAACUCUCGACGGAGACCCAACAUACCCACAAUAUGGACUGCUUGGUCUGCGCAAUCGAUUUACCAGCAAUGUACCGGCACAAGAUGAUCUUGUGUACGCCAACGUGUCAGCCCCUUGGUCUGCCUUCAUCUGCGGCAGUCAAGGAAGUGGCAAGAGCCAUACCCUGUCCUGCCUGCUGGAAAAUGCAUUGAUCGCAUCUUCCCCUGCCGGGAAGUUAUCCUCACCUCUGGCUGGACUGGUUAUUCACUAUGACAAGUUCACAGCCUUUUCCAGCACGCAGGUGUGCGAGGCGGCGUAUCUUCACUCCUCGGGCAUUCCAGUCAGAGUUUUGGUCUCCCCGACGAAUUACCUUGCCAUGAAAAAGACAUACGAAACACUGGCAGGGGGUUCCAAAAUGUUGAAGGUUCUGCCACUGUAUCUGCCCCAGAGGGAUCUUAACAUUAGCAUGAUGAAGACCCUGAUGGGAAUCGGCAACAGGGCCGAGCAGCCUCUUUACAUCGAGGUUGUUAUGAAGAUUCUCCGGGACAUGGCCAUAGCCAACCAGGGAAAGGCUGGGUUCGACUACAGCAUGUUCAAACUUCUUCUGCAGCGUGAACAAUUUUUGAAAGGCCAGCUUAUGCCUCUUAACAUGCGCUUGGACGUUCUCGAGUCAUUUUUUGAGCCUGGAUCUGUCCCUGGUACAGAUCCCGAUAAGUCAAAGCAACGGGGUGCUGAUGAUGUCUGGAAGUUUCCUGCAGGCACUUUGACGAUAAUCGAUUUGAGCUGCCCAUUCGUUGGCCAAGAAGAUGCAUGCGCUCUUUUCAACAUUGCAGUUUCCUUGUUCUUGAAGAACCGCGAUGAUGUGGGUCGCAUCAUUGCUCUUGAUGAAGCCCAUAAGUUUAUGACUUCAACUUCACCAGAAGCCGUGGAUCUGACGGAGACACUGCUAUCUGUCGUCCGCCAGCAGCGACAUCUGGCCGCGCGAGUGUUGAUAGCAACACAGGAGCCAACUCUUGCACCCGCACUGCUUGAGCUUUGCAACGUGACGAUUAUCCAUCGCUUCUCUUCGCCAGCUUGGUUCAAGGCUAUCAAGUCACACAUCGCCGGAGCUGGGAUUGAGGGGCUUGGUCCGAACACCACGGCCUCGUCGACCAUCUUUCACAAAAUCGUUCGUCUGCCGACUGGGGAGGCUUUGGUGUUUUGUCCAACAGCGGUGUUGGACAUCGCAAACCACAACGUCCAGCAGGAUGAGGAGCUGUUAAGUGUUACCUCUUCCAGUCGGCCAGAUACUCCUGAUGGCCCGUCCUCUGCAGACAGUGCUCAGAUUCCGGCAGGCGGCUCUGACUCUCAAGAUGAGCCUACUUCGCAUCGCGUCAUUCAGCUCGGAACAGCGUAUGCCCACAUUCGAGUGCGGAACAGGAUCACCAUUGACGGUGGUCGCAGUGUGCUUGAGCGCUAA